AUGUUCCAUGCGAAGCGUGCCCACAUGGCCACCAGUAAGGAUCCAAUCUGGCGAUUUGCAAUUCCCUUGUCGCCUUCGGAGAAGAGCUAUCGACCUACACACAGAGCUAGUGGUGCUCGCGGUGCUGUCGCAUGGGACAUGAGUUAUAUGUCUACCGUGCAGCUGGAAGGCUCAGAAUCUUGCAUUGAAGCGGUUCUACGAGCCGUGGGUGUCAAUGGCGAUAUGGCAUGGGGCACCAGGGGAAAGAAAUGGAGGGCUGGCACCAGAUCUUUACAAGCAUGGACUUUUGAGAAAGAUCAUCCUGCGAGGCCGAUUGCUCCUGUUACGCUUGUCUGGUGUGUGCAGGCCAAAUCCGAGGAUAUUGAAAUGACAGACGCAGAUCAAAGCUCGUCCACAUCAAAGAAACUUCUUCGGAGACUUUUAAUUCGUGUGCACCCAUCGGCAUUCUUGCAGCUUUGGAACGAUUUGCUUGAAAGUUCAAAACGACAAAGCCCUCCAGUCAUGGUCGAGGAUCUUCGAUUUGAGAUUGGUAGCAUUCAAAUCACUGGACCGGGCUCGACAGAGGCACUACUGGCUACAUUGCAGCCUGUCCUAGACCUCAAAGAAUCGGCAGGAGACAGUCCGGAGGCUACAUGGCCACGGUUGAUUGGAGUAUCGAACCCUUCAUCUCUUCCCCAAAAUGCUCUCCUUUCUUUUAAUGUCUCCGACCCUCGCCUUCAUUUUCCACCCCGUACCCUCAAGGUCCCCGCAAAUGAAUCUCAGAUGAAUGACUUGGCCAUCUUGCUAUCUACAUGGUCUCCCGAUAAAACACAGGGCCCAUCUUCUCUUUUCGAUCGCCCAAGUCGUCUAGCUGCUCUACGGCAGCUACCAAGCCAAAAGGCAAUCAACCGUCGCCGUUCUCUCUCUGGUCCGGGUAACUAUCCGGCUUCAAAGCCAGAUGAUCCUAAGAUACCCGUGAUAAUUUUAGCUAAUCGACCGCCCAUACGACAUAAACGAAACUCUGCUCCAGGUUCCUGGACUGUGCUUUUGCCAUGGAAAUGUGUGACACCAGUCUGGUACUCGAUGAUGUACUAUCCGUUAUCAAGCGGAGGGAAUCCACGUUUCGGCGGACUGAAAGAGCAACAGCAACUUGCAUUCGAGGCAGGCGAGCCAUGGUUCCCCGGUGAUUUCCCGGGCACACGGGCUGGCUGGGAAUGGGGCCAGCGUGAGACAGAGAAAGCCCGAAAGCAGUGGGAGCAGCGACCCAAAGGCCGUCGAGUUGAAUUCGACAGUCUGGUUUUGGGAAAUAGUCAUCCCAAAGGAGAAAUUGGAAACGGCUGGGGGUGUGAAUGGGAGAGACUUGUUCAACGACCACCGCAGGAUCAACGAAGCCAGAAGGACGUUACGAAUGACAUGCCCGUCGAUCCAGAAGACAAAGAAUCUGGCACUAUUGGCUCCGCCAUUCCACCUUUGAACCAUCACAAUAUUCGUUAUCCCUCACUCGAUACAAACACGCUCCUCACCAAAUUCCUCAAAUCACCCCCGGAUCCUUCGUCGAUCGCCACUAUUCACCUGAAUCUUUCUUCUCGCGGCACUCCUACUCCUUCUGCGCGUAUCUACCGUCUUCCAACAGAGCCGGUCUUGCGAAAAAAGUGGCUUGACCUAGCUUCAAAACGGAACGCCAAGUCUAGCAAACAAAAGCCUAACCAAGAAAAGCCUGAAACUCCCAGCGAGGAAGCAAGGCGUCAGCUUGCUGAAUCGCUCCUCUCAACAUGUCCUUCUGAGGGUUCUGGAUCUGAUCAUCUGGAAAUUCCGAAGGAAGAAGAUUUGAUAGGUUUUGUCACCACUGGGAACUACAACCUCUCUGAGGGCAAAAGCACUGGAAUUGGGUCGAUUCUUCUUUCAAAGGCUUUGGUUCCCGGUACGAAGCUGUCCGAGAUGAGGAUGUGUAUUGUUCGUACCUCCGGAGAGAGAGUUGGACGAUUGGGAGUGUGGGAGCUUGUUUGA
Penicillium macrosclerotiorum is the source of this 1986-nucleotide messenger RNA. Its product is annotated as ribonuclease P/MRP protein subunit POP1. NCBI's taxonomy places the organism in Eukaryota, Fungi, Ascomycota, Eurotiomycetes, Eurotiales, Aspergillaceae. The transcript has a single exon. The record is from RefSeq and is a predicted model, not a curated record. Gene Ontology annotation, biological process: tRNA 5'-leader removal. Bases 1 to 1986 code for a protein of 661 amino acids. Gene Ontology annotation, cellular component: ribonuclease MRP complex; nucleolar ribonuclease P complex.